Messenger RNA from Diprion similis, 3159 nucleotides. Its product is annotated as zinc finger protein 624-like. Gene Ontology annotation, molecular function: RNA polymerase II cis-regulatory region sequence-specific DNA binding; DNA-binding transcription factor activity. NCBI's taxonomy places the organism in Eukaryota, Metazoa, Arthropoda, Insecta, Hymenoptera, Diprionidae. The record is from RefSeq and is a predicted model, not a curated record. Gene Ontology annotation, biological process: regulation of transcription by RNA polymerase II. The transcript is spliced from 5 exons. The coding region runs from base 378 to 2768 and encodes 796 amino acids.
AAAUCAAGAUUUUCUAAGCUCUACAACUCAACAAGUCAACGCAAUUGAAAGAUCCUGGUGUCAAAUUAACUCUAUACCUGAUCAUUGCAUCUAAUGAGCAUCUAAACAGGUCAAGAUCAAAUGCAGAGCCUAAACAACGAGGGCAUAUUUUGUUCUAAUUUUAACUACCCAGACACCAGAGGUAGCAUGUUUGCAACAGUUGUUAAGAGUUCCUAAUACCAGAUGUAGUUAGUCGGAUAACUGACUUUUCCUAACUACAAUUCAAUGCAUCUGCUGAACAGCAACAAAAGCCUGGCUACGAAGUGAAGUGUAAGAUGUUUGAACCUUCGUACGUAUAUUAACAGAAUUGCAUUGAAAGGAACCACAACAGCAGUAAAAUGUGUGCAAAGUUACUCGCGUGUCCGCUCUGCUCUCAGCCUGCAUUUUUGACGCUUGAUGCACUGCGCGCAGGACUUAUAAGUGUGGCAACGCGUCCACUGGCUUGUCCAGUAUGCAACGAAGUAUUACUAGGCGUAGACAAGCUGACGAUACAUUUAUUCAGCCACACGAUUAAUUUUUCCAACGAUCAUAAUGCCAGGAACGGUAUCAGCUCUGUUAUCGAAAAUCAGAAGAACCUAAGGAAUGAAGAAGACGUCGACUGCACUCCCAUCCACAAUUGGAAUGUAAUCAACAAAAUGAUCGGUUCUCGAAAUGACUUUCCUAAUGUAAAAAAUUUGCCAAAAAGCCAAAGUCAAAUAAUUCCAUCGACCACGACAGCGAAUCAGGUAAUAUUUUUACAAACGUUGCCACAACUCCAAUCUGCAACCUCGAGUCACAAUGUGAAUAAUUCUAUUGCCGAGGAAAUUUACGUCCAGAGUAUUACGCCUGCCGGAGAACCAGUGACCCAACAAACGUCAUCAGGAUUUAGUAACGAUAAAUUGGAAACGUGUGUAGAAAAUUCAUUGAAGAAUUUUAAUAAAUCUAAGAAAGUUGAUGAAAAUUAUAGAACAAAAAUCUCUGAGUUCCAACCAAUUUGGUCAGAAAAUGUUUUGUUGGACAAAGGAAUCACGUCUAUUGAGGAAACUAAUUCAUCUCAAAUUGUAACAAUAUGCCCAAAAGUGUUACCAAAAAGUAACAUGGAAGUAUUGCUUGAGUCUGUAGCCGAAAGUAAAGAUGUCAACGAAGCAGAAACAAUGAUAACAGAAAACUCUACAAAGGAGCGAGAAAGUUCUGAACAAUGCCAAGUAUCACCACAACUCAAGUCGCCACAACUGCCGGCCACAAAAGAGAAAACCGAAAGAUGUGACAUAUGCGGUGUUUAUUUUUCUGAUCUGAAUAUAUUAACUCUUCACAAACAACUUGUGCACAUGAUUAACGAAAAAGAUGUGAACAGGAAAACUGAAGAUUUACUGAAGAAUUACCCUUGCCAUUUGUGCCCUAAGGUUUUCAAAAUGAGGGGCAGUCUUAUGGUUCAUAUGAGGGUAGCGCAUAUUGGUUUUAAUUUAGGCUCGCUACCCAAGGAAGGCGACGCCUUUCCAAUGCCCGGCGAACAUGGAUAUAACUGCCCAACUUGCGGAAAACUAUUUAAGAAGGAGCAACAUGUUACUCAACACUUGAAGACACACGAGGGAAAACAAUGGGAAUGUGAUGUGUGCAGUAAAAUGUUUACGACGAAAUAUUUCCUGAAAAAGCAUAAGAGAUUACAUUCUGGUGAGAUGCCUUACAAGUGUAACAUCUGCGACAAAACGUUCACUUUUCAGCAAUCUUAUCAUAAGCACAGGCUUUACCACAAGGAUGAUAAACCUCAUACUUGUACGACUUGCGGUAGAUCUUUCAAGGAACUCUCCACUCUGCACAAUCAUGAACGUAUCCAUACGGGAGAAAAGCCUUUUGCCUGCGAAACAUGCGGCAAAUGUUUUCGCCAACGUGUAUCGUACUUGGUACAUCGGCGCAUCCACACUGGAGUGAUGCCAUACAAAUGUACAGCAUGUGGCAAAUGCUUUAGAUACAAAGUGAGUCAACGAACGCACAAGUGUACAGCGCAACCACCAGGAAUGGUGGUGCGUCAGUCGAGCGAUCUGGUUCAGCGACUAUUGCAGGUAUCGCAGAUAAAGGAUUCCAGUGCGUCAGAAGGUACCAACAGCAUGAAGAUUCCGUCAUCGUCAGAGGCUGAGACUUCGCAAGUUCAGUGUAUUGCAAAUGAGGAGAACAGGUACAUUUUGAUAAUAAAUAACCUAGGUCAGCAUGUUUUAACGAGGCAAUCAGAGGUCGAAGGAAAACGAUUAAAGGAGGAAGUGGACACGGAGCGGAGUUUGAAUGCAAUGAAAUGCAAGGAUAGAAACGAUGAAACAUUCAUCAAGGACUUGUGGGGUCACAAUAUUCUAAAUGGAACAACCCUUAAGGAUUCUAUAGAGAUAUCAGUAAGGACUGGCUUAGUAGAGUCCGAGCAGGAAUUGCUUUUGGGUGACGGAAAGAAUCACUUCUUUUCCAUGGGUCAGUCAUCUUCCACAGAGAACGAAGUUCGAUCGCCAUCAAACGAAAUGGAACACCUGAGACUUUCCUCUCCGACAAGCAGUGAAACUAUUAUCAAUAAUGUCAAUCAGACUUCCAGCGUAGCAUUACACUCGAUGACAAAUGACUUUCAAUGCGGAAUGAACGGAUGUCACGAUAUAAUGAUUCAACAAGAUUUUGCUAGCGAGAAUAGCACAGAAGCUAUCUGUUCGUCAACGAUCAACGAGGAAUCUUUGAAACAAUUACUCUACGGUAAUACAGAAACUCCACACAAAUAAUUUCAGAGGAACAAUUUCGUUUAAUCCUUUAAAGUACAAUUAUUAUAUCUAAGUUUUCAAUGUACAUACAUACAUAUUGGUUGUGGACAUUAGAAACAAAAUUCACAGGCCGAUUAUCUGUGACUUGCAUAAAAACUUUAGCAUACUCCGUUUUAAAUUUGGUAUCACUAAUCAAAGCAAUCAUGAUCACUUGCGUGAGCCUCUUUCUAAAGCUGCAACGGAGACAAACAGAGAAAACUGUGUGUGGUGGUGAUUGUAGAAAUAGUGGCAUAAAAUUCUGUUGUUAAGUGAAAUUUGUUCUUAGUAGGUGUUUUCGAAUCACAAAACUUGCGCUAUGUGAAUCUCAAGAGCUUCGAUUGUAUAUCUUGAUAAAACUAUUUUCGUUAGCCUU